This is a messenger RNA of Varanus komodoensis (Komodo dragon), 2215 nucleotides long. Its product is annotated as jerky protein homolog-like. Gene Ontology annotation, cellular component: nucleus. The transcript has a single exon. Lineage: Eukaryota; Metazoa; Chordata; Lepidosauria; Squamata; Varanidae. Gene Ontology annotation, molecular function: DNA binding. The coding region runs from base 475 to 2076 and encodes 533 amino acids. The record is from RefSeq and is a predicted model, not a curated record.
UAGAUCUGAAGAGAUUAGAUGAAAGAAACAGCAUAUACUGUAUCUGCCAUAUAUACAAGGUCUUUUAUUAGCAAUUUUUGUCAUAAGAGUUUGCUAAUCUUAAUGAUUAACAAAAUGCUUUGAAACUGAUGUCUCUAUGGGCUGAAACUCUAAAUACAGUAGACUCCCGACUAUCCAGCUCGCGACCAUCCAGCCUAGUUAAAAAAUAAUAAUUCUCCAUAAUAAAAUGAGGAAUAAUUUACUUUGCCAAGCCGUUGCAAGCGGGCGUCUGCUACAAUCCUCCUACGUACCGUGUGCAUACCACAAGUUGCGACAUGCAAAGCGCAGAUUUCCCCCACCCUGCUACCUGUUCUUUGCUUCAUCAGUUGUGUAUUGAAUGUCAACAAGUGAGGAAUAUGUUUGCCACUGUUCCUGGUUAAGUUAGUAAAUUGUUGUUUGGUGUGCUUCGCUGAUUUUUUUAUUAAAGAUCACGAAAUGGGUGAUAAACGAAAAAAGGUUGUAGUGACUAUGGAGGAGAAACUACGUGCUAUAAAACGACUAGACUCUGGGGUAAUGGCAAAAACUAUUGCUUCAGAUUUAGGAGUCGGGAAAAGUACAGUUGGAGACUGGAAGAAAAAUCGAGCAGAAAUUGAAAAGUGGUGUGCUGCCCAAGCUAGUGGAAGUGGAAUGAAAGUAAGAAAAACGAUGCUGAAAGGUAAGCAUAAAGAAGUUGAGGAAGCUUUAUUUUUGUGGCAUGAACACUUAAGAGGAAAAGGCUUGCCUGUUACUGGGCCGAUAUUGCAGAAAAAAGCAUUGCAACUUAAGCGACAAAUAGAAGGAGAAGAUUCAGAAUUUACUGCCAGUGAUGGAUGGUUAGAUCGGUGGAAAAAACGAUUCAGUAUUCACCAGAUUACCAUAAGUGGGGAGGCUUUAUCUGCUGAUAAAGAGGCUGUACCUUUGUUCAAAGACUACCUUUUUAAGCUUAUUGAAAAGGAGGGAAUUUCUGGGGAGCAGUUGUACAACUGUGAUGAGACCGGUUUAAAUUAUAAGAUGCUCCCUACAAAAAUGCUUGCAUCAAAAAAAGAAGCCGCUGCACCAGGAUACAAGAAAAGCAAAGAACGAGUCACCAUCUUGGCUUGCAGUAAUGCAACUGGCAACCACAAGCUUAAGCUUACGUUAAUAGGAAAAUCAAAGAAACCUAGAGCUUUUAAAAAACUGAAAAAUCGGGAAUCACUACCCCUAUAUUACACACAUCAAAAGAAAGCAUGGAUGAAUUCAGAAAUCUUUAAAACCUGGUUCCAAAAUGAAUUCGUACCGACUGUAGAAAAACAUUUGAAAGAAAACAAUUUGCCAAGAAAAGCUGUACUACUUCUUGACAAUGCACCUUCGCAUCCUGCCACUGACGAACUCACAGAUGGAGACAUCAAAGCUUUAUUUUUACCACCCAAUGUGACGGCUGUUUUUCAGCCAAUGGACCAGAGCGUCCUUGAAACGCUAAAGAAAAAGUAUCGUUGGCGUCUUCUCAGUUCGUUGAUAUCAGCGAUUGAUAACAAUGAAGACUGCGUAACCACUCUGAAAAAGAUUGACAUGCUAGAUGUCAUAAGGUGGUUGGCCGAAGCAUGGGAAGAGAUUCCAAACAUAUCACUUGUAAAGUCUUGGAAAAUUCUUUUGGACCAUGAAGAUGGUCAUUUCAACCUUGAACCUGUGUGUGAAACCGAAGUGGAAGAUGAAAAUGAUAAACUUGUUUCGUUGCUCGAAAAAGUACCAGGCUGUGACAAUGUCAAUGCAGAGGACAUUACAGAAUGGAUGGCAAACGACGAAGCUGAUGAAAUAACUGAUAACGAUAUUGUGGAAAUGAUGACACAGGAGGAAGUAAUAGAAGAGGAGGAGGAGAAGGCAUCCUUAGAUGACAGGAAAAAUCUUAUCCCACAUUCGGAAGGGUUCAAGACAAUUGAGGCAGCGCUGCAGUACAUUAGUGAGCAGGAGGAAGCAACGCCAGCUGAUAUCAUCUGCUUGCGUAAGUGGAGGGACAUUGCAUCGCAGAAGAGGGCUAAAAGGGAGAAGCAGUCAUCUAUAAAGGACUUUUUCAAAAACUAAAAACUGUCAGUUUUGACUCUUUCAUCUUAGGCCUACCUUUUCACAUUUGUGUAAUCAUUUAUCAAUGAACAGUAAAACAAAUUUAAAUAAUUUUUGUAAGAAUUAAGCCUACGUUUUACGUUAAUGUUUUGUUUAUUUU